GUUUGGGUAUGGGCGGACAGAGACAGGAAGCCAGGAGAUGAUUCCUUCAAAUGUUUGUUGCUUACGUGACAUAACUUGUUUGGAAUUAUGUAGCCCUUGACAACUGCAUGGCACACACUUAAAGAUACAAAAGUGAGAAGAAGAAGGGGUCAUGAGAGGAGACUGAAGUCAGUAAGUUUCUACCAAAAGCAGGGUUUCUUCUGGCCACCCCACACUACGCUGAAAUUGCCUUCAGACCUCUGAAGGUGAGUCUGCCCCGCCCUCGGCGGAGUGGCGAUGCCCAGGCUGCCAAGUGCGGUGACCGACCGGGAUCGAUCCCCAGUGGGGUUCCCGCUCUACUCCACGAGACCCCGGCGCUCUGAAACUCCAUAGGCAGGUGGAGCAACCCCCAGCAGCAUCGUUACUAGGGGAGAGCGGAGAGAGUUAGCGAUUGUCCCUGGAGCGGCUAGGAGACUCUGACCCGGAAAGUGGGCUGGGACUUGGGUCAAACUCUGGGAUUCCUGCUCGCCCUUGCCCUUCCCAGCCGGAAAUGGGGAUGACAUCUUUGCUCUUCUGUGGUGUGUCUUUCGCGCUUCCACUUUUUGUGGCAGCAGAUACAUGUAAUGACAGCUAUAUGAACGAUGAGGUAAUUUCAGAGGGCCAGCCUUUUUCUUUCAACUGCACAUAUCCCCCAGUAACAAAUGGGGCAGUAAAUGUGACAUGGUACAAAACACCUAGCAAAAACCCAAUAGCCAACGACAGACACCUUAGAAUUCACCAGGACCAGACCUGGAUUUUGUUUCUUCCACUGGCACUGGAGGACUCGGGCAUCUACCAGUGUGUUAUAAGGAGUGCCCACAGCUGCUACCUAAGAGCUGUGAACCUAACCAUUUUCAAAAAACACUGGUGUGACUCUUCCAUGGAGGAGAGUCCUAUAAAUUCGGCAGAUGAGUUCCAGCAAACAUUACUCAUAGGAAAAUCGGGCAGUCUGAUAUGUCAUCUCGACUUCCCUGAGAGUUGCGCUUUGGAUUCAGUAAAGUGGUAUAAGGAUUGUGAAGAGAUUACAGCGGGGAAGAAGUACCUCCCUUUUGGAACAAAGCUUCUUGUGAACAACAUUGCUGAGGAGGAUGGUGGGAGCUAUGCAUGCUCAGCCAGACUGACACACAUGGGGAGAAACUUCAAGAUUAGAAACUACAUUGCUGUGGACACCAAGGAAGUUGGGUCUGGAGGAAGGAUCCCUAACAUCACUUAUCCAAAAAACAACUCCAUUGAAGUUCCACUUGGCUCCCACCUCAUUGUGGACUGCAAUAUAACAGACGUGAAGGAGAAUACAAACCUGAGGUGCUGGAGAGUCAACAACACCCUGGUGGAUGACUACUACAAUGACUCCAAACGCAUCCGGGAAGGAAUCGAAACCAAUGUGUCUUUGAGGAAUCACAUUCUGUACACAGUAAACAUAACAUUCUUAGAAGUGAAAAUGGAGGAUUACGGCCAUCCUUUCAUGUGUCAUGCUGGAGUAUCUGCAGCCUACAUCAUUCUGAAACGCCCAGCUCCAGACUUCCGGGCUUACCUCAUAGGAGGGAUUAUGGCUUUCCUACUUCUGGUUGUGUCUGCUCUGUGCAUCUACAAUAGCUUUAAGAUCGACAUCGUGCUUUGGUACAGAAGCGUCUUCCACACUGCGCGGGCUCCAGACGAUGAGAAGGUGUAUGAUGCCUAUGUCUUAUACCCCAAGUACCCAAGAGAAAGCCAGGGCCAUGAUGUAGACACACUGGUGUUGAAGAUUUUACCCGAGGUGCUGGAGAAACAGUGUGGAUAUAAGUUAUUUAUAUUUGGCAGGGAUGAAUUCCCUGGACAAGCUGUGGCCAGCGUCAUUGAUGAAAACAUUCAGCUGUGUAGGAGGCUGAUGGUCCUCGUGGCGCCAGAGUCAUCUACCUUCGGCUUUCUAAAGAACUUGUCAGAAGAACAAAUUGCUGUCUACAAUGCCCUCAUCCAGCACGGCAUGAAGGUCAUUCUGAUUGAACUGGAGAAAGUCAAAGACUACAGUACCAUGCCCGAGUCUAUUCAGUACAUCCGACAGAAGCACGGGGCCAUCCAGUGGGAUGGGGACUUCACAGAGCAGUCACAGUGUGCCAAGACCAAGUUCUGGAAGAAAGUGAGAUACCAUAUGCCACCCAGGAGGUAUCCGGCAUCUUCCCAGGUCCAGCUGCUGGGACACACGCCCUGCCAUUGCAAGGCAGGCAAAUGCAAUGCUGCCACAGGGCUCAUAACUCCCUGAGAGUGGUUAGUGUGUGAUCGCUCACACUCUAUCCUCUCUGGAUUGUCUACCCAGGUGGCUGGCUCUUUUGUGCAUGUGAUCCAUCUUGUUCUUGCCCUUGUAGCUUUUUGUGUAUUAGUUUUGUUUGUUGGAUGCUUUCAGUCAUAGCUGAUCAUUAGUACUCCUGUUUGCUUCAUGGCUCCUGAAAACCCAUAUACUCCCCUGACCAUGGGAUGGCUCUAACGUUGGGCUUCCAUGUCAGUGGGAUACUGAGGAUGACAGAUCAGGUGGCGAGGAUGCUCCCGGUUUGAGAUGGGAGGCUGGGCAGUCUGAGGAUGCCAAGUGGAUAGCCUUAGGGAAGACCAGCAAGGACAGUGGUACAAUGUCUUUGUUUGUCCAGAGUCCACCGAAUUCUAGUCCUCAGGCAGUGUAGACUGCAUUGAAUCUCCUUCGUUUUCCUACUGCAUUUAGAUAACUAACCAUUAUGGGAACAAGGACUGGGUGUUGGGGAGAGAAAGAGGUGACAGUCACAAGAUGAAUCCUGGGAAAUCAGACCGGGGAAACCAGCAUUAUGGUGCAGAUCAGAGUUUACUGUGCAACCCUUAAGCUUAUAUAAAGUGUUCAAGCCAAUCCCAAGCCGCUAAACCCUCGGCCAAUCGUAUCUUGCCACAUCAUCAUCAUGCCCCAAUGAAAGCCCUGCCUGAUGAGGUACCUCAAAAGGAGUGGGGGUGGGAGCAUCAUCACCUGUUAGGACUUCUGUGAAGAUGGAGGAAGCCGCCACCUCCCCACCUCGGUUCCUUUUUGUUGUCUCACAGAUGCUCUGGAGCUAUCUUAAGUCUAGUGACAUGUGUAGCGAAUCAUGACUCUUCAAAGAGCUGCCUGUGGUGCCUCACUCUCUGUCCCACUUUUUUCUUCAAAGGGUUGACUUCCACAUCCCCAAACAUGGUACUAACACGAUGCCCCUAGAAGCUGCUUAGAUGUCACCAGGACCAAUGGUCUCCAUUUCCCUCCUUCCCAGCCCCUGUGACUAACUAUUUUAGGAAAUUCAAAUAAGAGACACCAUGCACCAUUUCUCAUUUUAUGACUGACUUCUUUCAAACACCACGGAGUCCUCAAGUGCCCUCAAGGUUCAUCCAUAGAUUAGCCUUUUUUUAAAAAAAUUAUUAUUAUUAUUUUCACUACUCUGUCUUUCUCUUCUUUUUCUUCUUCUUUAAAUCUUUCCCCCUCCUCACGAGCACCCUGAGAGGAGCACAGACUCUCUGCAUGCCCGCAGUAUGGUGAGCUCACCAAGGGUCCCUUCAAUCAUACGCUUGUACAUUUUGCUUUUCGGUUUCUCUUUGCACCAUGGGAAUUGUAACUCCUUACAGAGGAUUUGGGGGUUCAGGUACAGUAAGGUGUUUACUACUUCCAAAGGCGUCACUGACUGGUUCCUCCUGUCUUCCUCACCCUGCAUGGGCUUUUGCUUCUGGUUGAUUCCUGCAAAUUGUCAGCAGUGCUGGAGAAACCUAGGGACGGGGCUGACUAAUGGGACUUGACCUUUCUUUUUUUGAAGCCCAGGACACAGUGCCGGCCUAGUUCCGCUUGUGCUCAGUGGUAACAUUUUUUAGCUGAGUGAUCAACAUCGGAUCCUUUAGUGAGGAGGUGGGGGUAUCUAAUUAGAUUUGGACUCUUACUUCCCUGCUCAUUUCCCUCUGAGAGAUUCAGGAGGCUAUGUCAGGAGCAGGGGGACAUCACCCAGUGUCUUCUCUAUGGGGGCUCCUUGACACACCUGUGACCACUAAUUGUAGAAAAUGUGUUCUCUAGAGGUGAUGCGUUCAUGUCCCUUGUUCUGGCCACACUUAUGGGGACAUUAGCUGAGGCUCUUGUCAGAAAGGAAAGUUAACUCACUUGAAGUAAAUAUUUUCUGGAAAUCUCUGACUUCUGUGAGGUCAAUGGUGCUGAAUUUUUUUUUAAACUGUAUUCUCCUUUUCUGUCAGAAAGCUUUCCUCUUGCCAACAUGUCUUAAUUUUCCUUUUGCUUAAACUUAUUUGAGAUGUAUUAUGAAUGCUAAGAUGGGAGUGUGUUAUGUCAGCACGUUGACAUUUUUAAUAAAGUAUAUUUUAAUAAAACAUGAAUGUUUCUUUGCUCAAA
Messenger RNA from Mastomys coucha (southern multimammate mouse), 4363 nucleotides. RefSeq names its product interleukin 1 receptor like 2 (gene Il36r). The coding region runs from base 530 to 2254 and encodes 574 amino acids. The record is from RefSeq and is a predicted model, not a curated record. Gene Ontology annotation, biological process: signal transduction; regulation of inflammatory response. Gene Ontology annotation, molecular function: interleukin-1, type I, activating receptor activity. NCBI's taxonomy places the organism in Eukaryota, Metazoa, Chordata, Mammalia, Rodentia, Muridae. The transcript has 12 exons.